UGGAUAUCCCACUUUCCUGGCUUGAUCUUCCCCAUCACCCACUUUCUUCUCAAGCCAACUUCCACUUCGUAACCAAGUACUGUCUUCUCGUUGCAUUUGACCAUAUCAUAGUCAAGAUGUCGUCGCCCUCUACUCGCCGUACGCGAGGCUCGCAAGCCGGAACUCCACGUCGGAGUGCACGAAAUUCUCAAGUGCCCCAAAGCAGUCCCGCCAACGGGGGGGCGUCACAAAAUGGAUCGCAGAAUGGGAACAAUUUGGCUCCCAAUCCCCCAUCUCAAUUAGCAUCAAGCCCCCUAUUUUAUCAGUCAUCUCCGGCCCCUGGAAAUGAUAGGAGUUCACCUGCCAUACGCCACAACACCGACAGCCAGAGCACCAAUGCCAACACCGGUGCAGCGCCCAGUUCGCCGCUACGCCGCAUGGGAAGCGAUGGCGAUCGCACACCCAGAGCUAGUAGAUCACUUAUGGGUGAAUCAUCACCCAUUCGAUAUGAACCGAGUUCAAGCCCUGGACCUGGGCGUAAUUUGCACCCACAAUCCGACCUUCGAAGCGAGAGCAGUAACUUAUUUGUUGGCCCAACUGAUACCCCACGGGCCAACAGGGUUAAUCGAAGAGGUGACAUCAACUCCGAGAUUUUCAGUAGUGCUGGCCGAGGAGGCAGCCGUGUCAUCUUGGAUGAUGCUGGGCGCGUAGUCCGAGAGAUCCAUUCCGACGCGGCAACCUUUUCUAAUUUAGACCCGAAUACGACCGAUGCCAAUGUUCUCGGCGGCCAGGACAAUGCGACAAUAUGGGGUACUACCGUCUCCAUCGACGAUACAUACGCUGCAUUCAAGGAUUUCUUGCGGAAUUUCACCAAGAAGUACCGCAUGUGGGGUGAGGGAAUGACGACAGAGCAGACAGAUGCUGAUCCUGAGAGUACAACCAAACCGUACUGGGAAGAGUUAAAUAACAUGCUCAUCCUUGGUCAACGAAUUCUCUAUGUCAACAUCCAGGACUUCAAACUAUACCCGCCUACCAGGAAGAUGUGGCACCAAAUCCAGCACUACCCACAAGAAAUCGUGCCCCUCAUGGACCAGUCUGUCCAUGAUAUCAUGAUAGAGCUCGCGCAGGCUGAAAUGUCUAGGCAAAGGAGCCAGAGCCAUGCGACAGCAGCAACGCCCCGUAAUGGUGCACCAAGUUCGGACAUGCAGUUCCCGAGCUCAGAGCACGGCGAUGAGCCUCAACCUUCGCAACAACGACCUCCACAAGGGCCUACUCUAGAAGAAAAGGUCAUGGAUCAGACUUACAUGACCCGGCCUUAUGGCCUUGAUGAAGUCAUAAAUCUACGUGAUCUUAAUCCCUCCGACAUGGAUAAGCUCAUCUGUAUUAAAGGUCUUGUGAUCCGUACAACGCCAGUUAUCCCAGACAUGAAGCAGGCCUUUUUCCGAUGUAGCGUCUGCAGUCACUCUCUUCUAGUCGGCCUCGACCGAGGCAAGAUUCGAGAGCCUACCGAAUGUCCACGAUACCUAUGCGACUCUAAGAACUCUAUGCAAAUCAUCCAUAACAGAUGUGAGUUUGAAGACAAGCAAGUCAUCAAAUUGCAGGAAACACCCGAUGCCGUGCCUGCUGGACAGACACCGCACUCAGUGUCAGUCUGUGUUUAUAACGAGCUGGUGGAUUUCUGUAAGGCUGGUGACCGCGUCAAGAUUACGGGUAUCUACCGUGUGAGCCCAGUGAGGGUUAAUCCGCGGCAACGCUCAGUCAAGAGUGUUUUCAAGACGUUCGUCGAUGUUGUUCACGUCGCCAAAGUCGACAAUAAGCGAAUGGAUAUGGAUCCCUCCACUCUCGAUAUUGAAGUUGACGAUUCGGAAAACCAUAUCGAAGAGGUACGAAAGAUCAGUCCUGAGGAUGAAGAGAAGAUUAAGGCUACCGCUGCUCGUCCGGAUAUUUAUGAGCUUCUCGCUCGAUCACUGGCUCCAUCCGUUUACGAGAUGGACGACGUGAAGAAGGGCAUACUCCUCCAGAUGUUUGGAGGAACGAACAAGACUUUCGAGAAAGGAGGUAGUCCAAAAUAUCGAGGUGACAUAAAUGUCUUGCUAUGCGGUGAUCCGUCGACCUCAAAGUCUCAGUUGCUCAAAUAUAUCCACAAGAUUGCUCCUCGUGGUGUAUACACCAGCGGCAAAGGAUCUUCUGCUGUUGGUCUCACCGCGUACGUCAGUCGUGACCCCGAGACUCGGCAACUGGUACUCGAGUCUGGUGCAUUGGUCUUGUCCGACGGUGGUGUAUGCUGCAUCGACGAGUUCGAUAAAAUGUCCGAUUCUACCCGCUCUGUUCUUCACGAAGUGAUGGAACAGCAGACGGUUUCAGUAGCUAAAGCUGGUAUCAUCACGACGUUGAACGCCAGAACCAGCAUUUUGGCAUCAGCCAAUCCGAUUGGUUCUCGAUACAACCCGGACCUACCUGUUCCCCAGAAUAUUGAUCUACCACCUACACUAUUAUCACGAUUCGAUCUCGUUUACUUAAUUCUCGAUCGAGUCAACGAGUCGACAGAUCGCAAGCUGGCUCGCCAUUUACUUUCUAUGUAUCUUGAAGAUAAACCUCAAUCCGCCCCGACCAAUAACGAGAUAUUACCUGUGGAAUUUUUGACAUCCUAUAUCUCAUAUGCUCGUAAUCACGUCCAUCCAACCCUUUCUCAAGACGCCUCGCAUGCACUUGUUGAGGCAUACGUCAAGAUGCGCAAAUUAGGACAAGAUGUCCGUUCAGCUGAGAAGCGUAUUACCGCCACAACCCGUCAGCUUGAGUCGAUGAUUCGUCUCGCCGAAGCGCAUGCCAAAAUGAGACUGUCCACGACGGUCACCAAAGGCGAUGUUGAGGAAGCUGAGCGACUUAUCCAGUCGGCGCUGAAGACUGCGGCUACCGACUCUCAGGGCCGCAUUGAUAUGAGUCUUCUUACGGAAGGUACUAGUGCCGCAGAAAGGAAACGCAAGACCGAGAUCAAGGAAGCUGCCCUACGUCUUCUCGACGAGUUGACCAGUGGCGGACAGAGUGUGCGAUGGAGCGAAAUCAGCAGGAAGCUAAACGAAGGAUCGAGUGUUCCGGUUGAGCCAGCCGAUUUUGCCGAGACAAUGAGGGCCCUCGAGAUGGAGGGUUCUAUAAUGAUCACGGGUGAGGGUGCCAGAAAGAGCGUGAGACGUGUGACGAGCGUCGCGUAAUUAGGACGGGAAGUGGACGAGAAUCAGGUUUGGUUCCUGGACUAAUGUACGAGUUGUGGGGUUAACGUCAUCGGGCAGUUCGUCUAUGCUGGCUGGCAUCUUAGAUAUGGUUAAACGUUCAAGGAACUGGACAUGAGCUACAGAAGUGUGACGAAUUAAUGAUGGAGUGAAUUAAGAAAAUAUUGAACAUCUGAUGAAAACAUGUAAAUAUCUGCUUUCGGCUUGUGCUACUAUCUCGGCAGCCUCAAGGCUGAACUACGUCGUUUUCCUCGGCAAGUCAACUCCCGAAUGGCUACAUGUAACGAGCCCCCUAAAGAUAGCUUGUCCUACGUAACGUAACGAUGUCUAUUAAACUCGAGGACUAC
Annulohypoxylon truncatum is the source of this 3553-nucleotide messenger RNA. RefSeq names its product cell division control protein 54. Gene Ontology annotation, cellular component: nucleus; MCM complex. Gene Ontology annotation, molecular function: single-stranded DNA helicase activity; single-stranded DNA binding; ATP binding. Bases 117 to 3188 code for a protein of 1023 amino acids. NCBI's taxonomy places the organism in Eukaryota, Fungi, Ascomycota, Sordariomycetes, Xylariales, Hypoxylaceae. Gene Ontology annotation, biological process: mitotic DNA replication initiation; DNA strand elongation involved in DNA replication; double-strand break repair via break-induced replication. The record is from RefSeq and is a predicted model, not a curated record. The transcript is spliced from 3 exons.